AAUCAAAAACGAUUUUUUUGUCAAAAUUUCAUUUACUAGCACAGACUAGAAAUUCAAGUUGUUAGAAAUUCAUAAAUUAUUUUUAUUUCCAAUUUGAAUUUCGCGCUCUUACGCACUGUUAUGGCCCCUGUUAAGCUAUUAACAUAAGCAACCACCAACGCCAGAGGGCGCUAGCGCCAAACUAUCGAUAACUUCGCCUUUAUUGUUGGCGCAUUCAUUUUUUAAGGUGUUUCCCUGAAAAACUUGAACUAAUCCAGGAUCUAAAGGAUCUAGAGGAAGCAAAUUCAUCAUGCCCCGCGGAAAGUUCGUCAACCACAAAGGACGCAGUCGGCAUUUCACAUCCCCCGAAGAACUGCGCCAGAGUUCCGAGGAUUCUGAAGAAAACGAAACGGAAGAUUCUCUGAAGGAUCCAAAAAAGGAUAAAGACGGGGAAUCCGAUGAUGAGGAACUCUCCUCCGAGUCCCCAGAAGCGGCAGCCCGAGUGGAAAAAAAGGGCGUAGCAGCUCUAAUUGAGAUCGAGAAUCCCAAUCGUUUGUCGAAGAGUAUCACCCAAAAGCAGGGAAAUGGAGGCACCGACCCUAAGCCGGAGCUUUCCCGCCGCGAACGCGAGGAAGUCGAGAAGCAGAAGGCCCGCCGUAGAUACGAGAAGCUGCAUGCCCAGGGAAAGACGACCGAGGCGAAGGCGGAUCUGGCCCGAUUGGCGCUUAUCCGGCAGGAGAGGGAGGCAGCUGCCGCCAAAAGGGAGGCGGAGAAGAAGCCUCCGGCCAAGAGCUUGGACACCUAAUAUGAGAGGCAAUCCCCUUCAAAUUCCACUUUAAAUCAUUAAAUUAUUAAUAGGAUAUUAGAAGGUGUGUCCUGGAAACAGUGUCUAUUCAAAAUUUCGGAGUUUUCUAAUCCAGUUUUUUGUAGUUCUGAAUUCGGAAUAUUUGGAAAUUAAAGAAGCUUGUAUUUUUCAAAA
Molecule: messenger RNA, 958 nt
Organism: Drosophila ananassae
Lineage: Eukaryota; Metazoa; Arthropoda; Insecta; Diptera; Drosophilidae
Product: 28 kDa heat- and acid-stable phosphoprotein
Exons: 1
Coding region: 290-784 (164 amino acids)
Cellular component (GO): cytosol
Molecular function (GO): RNA binding
Source: RefSeq, a predicted model, not a curated record